AAAAAAAAAAAAAAAGAGCUAGUGCCUGAAGGAAGAUGGUUGCCUUGCUUUUCCUGGGGAGGCUAUUUCUCUUCAGCCCUGAUAGAAUGAUAGCAAAGAUUCUGUUCCAGUCCAGUUUAUUGGGGUUGCUUACAAGCGUGGGUGACUCCAGUAGCUGCCAUCUACAGAAAGCUCCUUGGACACAGUUGAGAAACUGCACUGUGGUGCAGUCCUAGUAGCUACAGACAGGAGGGGUGAUUGGGGUGUGCAAGUGGGUGGGACAGCUGGACCGCUGGAGUUUGUGGUGGCAGGCCAUAGGGAUGAAUGAAACUGCAUGGACAGAACUUAGCCCAGUCUUCUCAGCAUUUUGCUUGUCUUGGAAUUGGAGUUCUGAAAGCAACAGAGCAGGCCCAAAGGCCAGUGUGAAGCUCAGAACCACCUUUGGACGGAUUUGGCUAAUAUCCUCCUUCCCCAGGUUUGAGACCCAGACUGCUCACAGAAAACCCUAGGCAUCAGUAGAAGGCCACUAGGAGGCAGCAGAGGUUCAUAGGAUGCUCCCGACCCUGCCGGGUCUUAGCAUGUUAUGCCACCCCAUAAUUUCCCUCUUACUGUGCAUUAACUGCCCUAACAGUGUUUUAGGACUUCAGGGUGAGUGUAAUCCGAGUUAGACUGUGUGCAUGUAGACUCCGCUGGCCAUUGCCUUCCAGAAUAGUGUUUAUUUUCUUCUGACUGAAUCUUACCUAUUUUUCUCGUCAUCGAGUCCAGGAACCCCAGUAGGCCAUGCCCAAGCUGUCUCCAGGGAGGAUGCACAGCCAUGAAAAAGCUUUUAGGACAGACCUUUGGAGUCUCCAAGGCACGCCUCGCCUUACCCGGAUCCUGGGGCAAUUUGAGCUUUUUGUGAAUGGCUCUCUUGGUCUCAAGGAAAACCACCCUCUGUGGUUCUCACACCUUUCAGAAGGGGCGAGGAGACCCGUUCCGCGCCAGGCGAGGCGAGCAGUCGUUUCUGUGGCUGGGGGCCUGCGGGCAGGUGACAGGAGGCGGAGGUGGAGGCCGCUCAGGACCCGCCCCCACCGCGCUCUCCUCUACGGGAAGUGAUGUGGGGCCGGACGGAAAAUAGCGCCAAGCACCCAAAAAAGGCCAGUCGCACGGGGUCCCGAGCUCCAUUUGGAAGGGAGUACCUAAGGGAUAGAGCACAGCGAGAACGCGGCACGUUGGGAAUCUAGCACUGCAGGGACGCAACACCGCAGGGACAGCACCAGACAGAGCACCAAACCGGGUGAAGCACAGAGCCCUCCAUCAUGUCGGAUGGAGACUAUGAUUACCUCAUCAAGUUCCUGGCCUUGGGAGACUCUGGGGUAGGGAAGACCAGUGUACUUUACCAGUACACUGAUGGCAAGUUCAACUCCAAAUUCAUCACCACAGUGGGCAUUGAUUUCAGGGAAAAGAGAGUGGUGUACAGAGCUAAUGGGCCAGAUGGAGCUGUGGGCCGAGGCCAGAGAAUCCACCUGCAGUUAUGGGACACGGCGGGGCAGGAGAGGUUUCGUAGCUUGACCACUGCAUUCUUCAGGGACGCUAUGGGUUUCCUGCUUCUGUUUGACCUGACAAAUGAGCAAAGUUUCCUCAAUGUCCGAAACUGGAUAAGCCAGCUACAGAUGCACGCAUACUGUGAAAACCCAGAUAUAGUGCUGUGUGGAAAUAAGAGUGACCUGGAAGACCAGAGGGCCGUGAAAGAGGAGGAAGCCCGGGAACUUGCCGAGAAGUACGGAAUCCCCUAUUUUGAAACCAGUGCUGCCAACGGGACAAACAUAAGCCACGCGAUUGAGAUGCUCCUGGACCUGAUCAUGAAGCGGAUGGAGCGGUGUGUGGACAAGUCCUGGAUUCCGGAGGGAGUGGUACGGUCCAAUGGCCAUACCUCUGCGGAUCAGUUAAGUGAGGAGAAGGAGAAGGGGUUGUGUGGCUGUUGAGACGCCAAGCGAACCCCGUGGCAGCAGCGCACGACCCCUGGCUGCCGCCGGCUCCUCCGUAGAGACCAAGCCAGCAGCUUGAUGAGAUGAGCAAACAGCCCCUCCUCUGCCAGGUGCCUCUCCUCGCCUCCAGGAGGAUCACCUCGGCAUCUAUCUGUAACGCGCUGCAGCUUUGUAUGAUUUAGUUCAUGAAUCGGAAGAAAUACUUCACAGAGCCAAAAGUGUCUUAUAAAAGCCCACGGUGGCGGGUCAUUUAGGGAUCCAAGAUUUCAGCCAUGAAAGAUUUCAUCUGUUAUGUAGAACGCUGAUGGUCCUGUCGCCUGCCUUAACACAGUCGCCUGCCUCAACACAGACAGCCCUAGAGUCUCAUUGAAGACAUUAAGAUCUUUGAGCAAGGAAAAGCUAGCACGGUCUUGAGAAUCCAGAUUUCAAAAUUCAUACUGUAGACUAUCACUCUCAAACACAUGAAUGUCAAUAAGUGUGUACACACAGAUCAAUGUCUUUCAGCAUUGCUUUUUAACAUAGCCUUCCCUUUGACAUGAGCAUAAACAGAUGGCGGCCAUACCUAUAGACUCUGAAUAGAUCAGAUUGACUCACUGAGUUUGGGGGUGGGGGAAAGGGCUUAUGGAGCAGGGGUGGGUCAAGUAGGGAUCAAGUUCAGUCAGAUUGUCUGGCUGUUAGCCGAGGGGUCAUAAAGACUCUUGUGUCUAUCCAUGGUCUGUUGGGUUCAGUCCACCUCUGAACAUCGCUCAUGCUUCUGCAGUAUGUAUGGUUGCAUGUAUGUAUGUAUGUAUGUAUGGUCUCUUCAUAUGUACGUAUGUUUGGUCUGGCACCUCAGGCUCUGCUUUCACUUGUCUGGACACUGCCAGUCUGACUUUUCCCAUCAAGCUUUGGUGGUGGUGGUGGUGGUUCCCAUUUUGUUUUCUCCCCCCCCUCCCCCAUUAAUGUAACGGAAGGAAUCUCUUUUUAAUUAAAUGGCGACGUGUUUAUUUGCUAUCUGGAGGGAGGGAGAUCACUGUCUGUAUUUAAGCAGUCACAUUUGUGGGCCAGUUUAAGAGAAGUGUUUUGUAGCCUGUAGCUUUCACUGGGAAUGUGGGGCACUGAUGUUUUUUGAUAGUGGAAAACACAUACUUUGCAUGGUAGUUUCAAGUGGCUUUUUUUUUUUUUUUUUUGAGACAGGGUCUUUUCAUGUAGUUUCUAGCUGGCCCAAAACUCCCUUUGUAGACUAGGCUGGCCUCAAACUCACAGAGAUCCACCUGUCUCAGCACCCUAAGCGCUGGGGAUUAAAGGUGUAGUUGUCACACCUGGCUCUCAGAAGACUUUUAAAAAAUUGAACAUCUAUCAUUUAUUGCCAUUGUCUUUUGACCCCUCCUCAGAAAAAAAUAGCCAUGGCCACUAAGCUUUUACUGUUCUUGAAAUAAGGGACUCUUUGAAACACCAAAGUCCCAAAGUCGUCAUUGAGGCCUAUACAUCUGAAUCCUAUAUACCCAGGACAUGAGGCCCAUCAUAGCUGUGCCUUCCAGCAUUGUUCUAAGACUUCAGUGGAGCAUACUGCAUGUCUGGGCACAUUUCUCAAUGUCUCUCUUGUAAAUACAUCAAGUCAAUAUGCCAGACAGGUAUUGGUGGUUCAUUCUUUUCAUCUCCCAUACUUGAGAGGCAGAGACAGGCAGUGAGUUUGAAGCCAGGCUUCACUAUAGAGUGAGUUUCAGGACAGCCAAAGCUACAUAGUGAAGUCCUGUUUCAAAAAACAAACACACACUAGGCAGUGGAGGCGCAUGCCUUUCAUCCCAGCACUCAGGAGGCAGAGGCAGGUGGAUCUCUGAGUUCGAGGCCAGCCUGGUCUACAGAGUGAGUUCCAGGACAGCCAGGGCUACACAUAAAAAAGUGAAUGUUUGCACAGUGGCAUAGUGCGGGUUUUGAGAAGUCAGGUGCCGCUCCUGUUGGCUCCACACCAGGCACAGGGCUUAAUGUAUGUGAUAGUUGCCCAACACAAGAGCUGCCUUGAAUUGUUGAAACAAAACAAAACUGAGUUCUCUGAAAAUGGUUUAAAUUUGAUAAAAAAAAAAAAAAUAACCGUACUUUUUGUCACUGUAUUUUUCUAUUUACAAAUCUGUAUAAAAAAAUGCUCUUUAGUGAACUUUGUGCCAAUUAAACCAUAAUAAUAAUAAUAAAAAUAAUAAAAGA
Molecule: messenger RNA, 4127 nt
Organism: Mus caroli (Ryukyu mouse)
Lineage: Eukaryota; Metazoa; Chordata; Mammalia; Rodentia; Muridae
Gene: Rab27a
Product: RAB27A, member RAS oncogene family
Molecular function (GO): GTP binding; GTPase activity
Source: RefSeq, a predicted model, not a curated record